Molecule: messenger RNA, 1464 nt
Organism: Fusarium musae
Lineage: Eukaryota; Fungi; Ascomycota; Sordariomycetes; Hypocreales; Nectriaceae
Exons: 3
Coding region: 1-1464 (487 amino acids)
Molecular function (GO): heme binding; oxidoreductase activity, acting on paired donors, with incorporation or reduction of molecular oxygen; monooxygenase activity
Source: RefSeq, a predicted model, not a curated record
AUGUUCAGUCUAUUAUUGUUCAAGUUUCUGGAGCAGCAUCUGCUUGCCACUAUCGUUCUUCUCUUUCUCCCUGUCCCUCUUGGUGUACUUGAGACAUAUCUUCGAAGAUGGAGACUUGCACAAGCUCAGGGCUGUAAAGAAGCUACAAGAAAAGUGGCCGUAAAAGAUCCCAUUGUCGGUUUCGAUUUUCUCUACAAGAUCUUCUUUGAAAAGUCCCCUGAACGAUAUCUAGACAGUACAUGGCAAGCCUUCAAGGAGAUGGGUACUACCUACAUCGAGAAGAGGUGGUCUUGGCAAUGCGUCUACACUUGCGACCCUCAGAACAUCAAACAUAUCCUUGCCACUGCAUAUAAUGACUUUGAUCUUCCCGAGUUUCGAACUUCAGUCAUUGGUCAUAUCUUUGGCCAGGGCAUCUUCGUUCUAUCAGGCCAUCCUUGGAAGCAAGCCCGGGCUGUACUGAGACAAAGUUUCAGGAAAGACAAUCCCGCUCCCUUUUUAGACACUCUCGAACGAAACUUCCAAUCCUUCCUCCAGCAUGUCCCUACCGAUGGCUCAGAAGUUGAUCUCCAGCCUCUUUUCCUGGCUCUUACCAUGGAUAUCUCCACCGAAUUCCUCAUGGGACACUCAACCAAUAUGCUCAUCCAAAAUGCAGAUCACACUCGGGAACAGCAGUUUGUCGAUGAUUACAUGGUUUGCUCCGAAGAGAUCAUCCAACAAAUGCAACUUGGCCCACUCCACUCCCUCAAAUUCAACUUUGCAGCUAAGAAGGCGAGAAAGAGGGUGUACGAGUAUCUCGAGGCUUUCAUUCAAGAGUCUCUGAAUAAGUCUGAAGAUGGCUCAGGCAGCAGUUUCCUGACAGAGAUGAUGGAUGUAGCGAAUGACAGAACGGCGCUCAGUCAUCAUAUCCUACACAUCCUACUUGCAAGCAGGGACACUACAUCGGGUCUUCUCGGUAAUCUGUUCUUCUUCCUGGCCAAGAAGCCUGCGAUCUAUGCAAAGCUCCGGGGCGAGGUUCUAAAUGUUGCUGGCCAAGAGCCCCCUACUGCAACCUUGAGGCUGCAUCCUGUCAUCCCCACCAACGCCCGCGUCGCAGUGCGAGACACCACCAUCCCCCGGGGCGGCGGCAUCGACGGAGAGUCACCACUCUUCGUUCCCAAGGGAACAGCCAUGUUCUACAACGUAUACGCCAUGCAUCGUAAUGAAGAUGUUUUCGGGCCCAAGGCCGAAGAGUUCACCCCUGAGAGGUGGAAGGAUCUGAGACCUGGCUGGGGAUAUCUGCCCUUCAACGGCGGUGCUCGAGCGUGUAUUGGUCAACAGUACGCUCUUCUGGAAACGCAUUACGUUGUGGCGAGGAUGGCGCAGGCUUAUAGUGAGAUCGAGUCGAGAGAUGACGAGGAGUGGAUGGAGUUGUAUGCUUUAGCGUUGUGUUCGAAGAACGGUUGCCGAGUGGCAGCCAAGAGGUAA